AUGCGGAAAAAAAAAAUUACAUUACGAGAAUUUAUCCAUGUCUACGCGACGACUCAAGGGUCUGGUGGUUAUGGAGAGCGCCCUGCCACGCGUGCCAAACGGCUCGCCGAGGCCGUCUACGGUCAACCAGAGGUCUUAGACGCGCUGCAAGAACACCCCGCGUCUGGUGCGACAGGAAUUGUCACUGUAAAGGGUCUGAGGAAGGAAAUGAAGGCACUGGAAGAAGCCGGAGGUAUGUUUAGUGCCUACCAAGUCGACCGUGUCCAAGAGAGAACUUCACCUGCCGGCAUGGGAAGGGAGAAAGAGCCAGAGGGACAGAAAGUCGAGGACUACGAGCGUAUACUGGGCGAUAUGCAGUUUGGGCAGAUGGAACGGUCCGUCGAUAUGGUCAGCAACUAG
Molecule: messenger RNA, 399 nt
Organism: Eremomyces bilateralis CBS 781.70
Lineage: Eukaryota; Fungi; Ascomycota; Dothideomycetes; Eremomycetales; Eremomycetaceae
Exons: 2
Coding region: 1-399 (132 amino acids)
Source: RefSeq, a predicted model, not a curated record